Molecule: messenger RNA, 1636 nt
Organism: Pelmatolapia mariae (spotted tilapia)
Lineage: Eukaryota; Metazoa; Chordata; Actinopteri; Cichliformes; Cichlidae
Gene: ogg1
Product: 8-oxoguanine DNA glycosylase
Exons: 7
Coding region: 168-1415 (415 amino acids)
Biological process (GO): base-excision repair; base-excision repair, AP site formation; nucleotide-excision repair
Cellular component (GO): nucleus
Molecular function (GO): 8-oxo-7,8-dihydroguanine DNA N-glycosylase activity; damaged DNA binding
Source: RefSeq, a predicted model, not a curated record
CUCCGCGAAAGUUAUUUACUGGAAUGCUGCGUAGCUUCCUGGAAAAUACUUCUGUAUUUAUUAUUGUAACCUACCAUACACGCCGGAUUACAGUACUAUGCGUUUAAAAAGACUUUACUGUAAUGUUUGUUAUUAACCACUAAACAGAAACUGUAAACAGCAGAAUUAUGGCCAAACAUGCGGUGCUGUCAUCUGGAUCAAAAAUGUGGAGGUCUAUGUCUUGUUCAAAGUCCGAAUUGCGUCUCGAUCUCACUCUUGCGUGUGGACAAUCCUUCCGCUGGAGGGAAACAUCAGAAGGACACUGGACCGGUGUGAUGGGAGGGCGUGUUUGGACUCUGACCCAAACAGAUGAGACUCUUUGGUACCACGUGUACAACAACCAGGACAAGCAGAAGGAGGGAAGUGACAGGAAGAGAAGAGUUGGUGUUUCUGUCUUGGACAAAAAUACAGCAGAGAAGAGAUUCAAAUGUGCUCCAGAGAAGGAAGAAGAUGAGCCUUUGGCUGUUUCUUCAGUACAGAAUAGAGUGCUGGACGAAGAGAUGCUGAGAGAUUACUUCCAGCUGGAUGUGAGGAUGGGGGACCUGCACAAGGAGUGGGGAGCAGCAGAUUGUCACUUCAAACACAUUGCAGAGGUCUUCAAAGGUGUGCGAAUGCUGCGCCAGGACCCCACUGAAUGCCUGUUUUCCUUUAUUUGCACUUCCAACAACCACAUCUCUCGGAUUCAGGGCAUGGUGGACAGACUGUGUCAGGCUCUGGGCUCACCCCUGUGCCAGCUUGAUCAGACCUCAUACCACGACUUUCCUUCCCUGUCUGCGCUUGCAGACAGCAGCAUAGAGGCACGUCUUAGGGAUCUUGGUUUUGGAUACAGGGCUCGGUUUAUCCAACAGAGUGCGAAGCUGAUUCUGGACAACCAUGGGCCCCAGUGGCUUGAAGGUUUACGCAGCAUCCCAUAUCUAGAGGCCCGUGAUGCUCUUCGUACUCUUCCUGGCGUUGGUACAAAGGUGGCAGACUGUGUAUGUCUGAUGUCCCUGGAUAAGCCAGAGGCUGUACCUGUUGACACACACGUGUGGCAGAUUGCUAAGCGUGACUAUAAAUACGCUGCCAACAAUGGACAGAAGAGUAUCACAGAGAAACUAAACAGAGAUAUUGGAGAUUUUUUUCGAAAGCUGUGGGGACCCUACGCUGGCUGGGCGCAGUCUGUUUUGUUUUGUUCAGACCUCAAGAAGUUCCAAAGCCUCAAAGAGACGGCACAUCUAAAGCAACCAGUGAAAGAUGAAGAGGGUGAAGAGGAAAAAAUGCCAUGCAAAAAGACGAAAGUAAAAACUGAAUGUACAGGAACCGUGGGGAACUUGAAAGCCAAGCCAGCAUGUCACAAGAAAGCAAAGAUUUCUGUUAAGAAAGAGCCGGUAAUGUGAGGUAAACAGGAGUCUUACACUGAGAUUCAUAUCAGGCUACAAAACCACACAUUUGCACACACUGUGCUUGUUCAGCAUCAUGAAAUGAAAUGUGGAGAUGAUUUAUCUUUCAGAAACAUGACAGAAAAUGGAUCAGUUUCUCUUUCUCAGGGUUUUUAUAUAAUUGUGUUGUAGCAUCACUUCACUGUAACAAACAGAGCACACUAAUGAUUUUUUUACAA